Molecule: messenger RNA, 1239 nt
Organism: Psilocybe cubensis
Lineage: Eukaryota; Fungi; Basidiomycota; Agaricomycetes; Agaricales; Agrocybaceae
Exons: 8
Coding region: 1-1239 (412 amino acids)
Source: RefSeq, a predicted model, not a curated record
AUGUCUUCGGAGGCUGACUCAAAUUUAACACCCAAGUCCUCUUUGGUUUUCCAGCCGGAUUCGGAGGCCACUUCUCGCACCAGUCCAUCUAGGUCUCCUCGCCGAAAUCAUACAGUCCCACUGGUAGAGGAGGACAAGAUGAAUACCUAUAGGAGGAUCAUUGUUUUCUGCGAUGGGACUUGGCAAGACGGUAUAUCGACCCAAUGCUCUAAAUACACCAAUGUUUUGCGGCUGGCACGGAGCGUCAAUCGGCAAGAUGAGCGCAUGCAACCAGUUAUUUCUCAAAUCGUUUUUUACCAGUCAGGAGUUGGGUCAGAACACAAUUUCUAUUCCCAAUAUGUGGAGGCAAAAUCAGAGCUGGAAGCAAAGUUGGGUCCGUGGCGCGACCCUAAUUCGAACGGUAGACGGCGCGUUGACAUUGAUGGUGAUAAAUUUACCGUGAAAUGCUUGGGCGUCUGGGACACUGUAGGAUCUACUGGCCUACCUGAAGAGAUUGCGAUGUCCAAGGGGGCAUCCCAUGUUCGGAUGUUCGGUUUUCCUAAUCACAAACUAGGUGUCCAUAUACAGUAUGCGUAUCAGGCGCUUGCACUGAAUGAAAUGCGCAAGGACUUCAUCGGUGGAGGAUAUGAUCACCAUGAUCUAUCAGAUAUCAGCCUCAUGUGGAUGGCGUCACAAGUAGAGGAUCUGAUGUCUAUGGAUAUGAAUUAUCUACGGGCACUCAUAAAUCCGGUGGCCCCUUGGGGAAAGCAGAAACCACACGACUCAGCAACAGGAAUCUUUAUUUUGGCCGACAAAAUUCAAAGGGAGUUGCCAUUGACUCCGAACAACGUUCAUACCCAUGAGACGUUUCACUCGUCCAUCCUGGAGCAAGAAACUCUUGAUCCAACCCUUGCCGAGAAGUUAGCAAACGUUCCAGAGUUUAUUGAGCCUCUGACCAGCCUCGAGGAGGCAAUCAAGCAAUAUUGGCCAUACGAUCACAACACCCCUGAGGCGCAAGCUUAUGCUACUUCUGUGAAUAUGUCCCCUCCAGUCCCAACGUUGACGCGGUCGCCAUCUUGGUUUACGACUCUCUUUCGAUCAAUCUCGUCUAGCUCUUUACGCAUCACAGGUACAAAUGCUAAGGCUAGCGGCCAGCGUACGUCGGUCGUUCAAACAAAGCAAUCCGAAACCAUUACGAUACAGAUUGACCCCGGAUCUCCUUCUCUACGAAAGCAAAUUGGGCAUGGUUUAAAACCUUGA